AUGAGUGAAGAGAAAAAUUUUGCAAAAAAAUCUGAAAAUUCAGAAAAAAAUUUAGAAAAACAAAAAAUCAGUGACUUUAGUAUUGAUCACAUUUUGAAUCGUGCGGGAAAAAGUGACAAUUUUCUCGAAAAAUUAGAGCAAAAAAGUCAAAAUUUCGAACAAACGCCGGUUUUUGAUUGGCUUUAUUACACGCGUUACCAUCCGCCGCGCCUUCCACGAGCAAAUCCCUUGAAACAACCCGUGAAACGCACCCCAGGACGUCUUCCGCGAGUGCCUUUUACGCCGGAACAGCUAAAAGCCCUCGAAAAUGCCUACAAGAAAUCCAUGUACUUGAGCUCGGAAGAGGCAAAUGUGCUUGCGGAUCAGUUGGAAUUGUCGAGUAUUCGGGUGAAAAUUUGGUUUCAAAAUCGACGAGCGCGGGAUCGACGAGAAAAUCGGCAAGACAUGCAUUUUCCCGAACCACAAAAUUUCGCGCUGGAUCGCAGUUGGAGUGAUGAGGAACGAAUUUUUAGAUUUUCCUAA
Culicoides brevitarsis is the source of this 522-nucleotide messenger RNA. RefSeq names its product homeobox protein MSH-D. Lineage: Eukaryota; Metazoa; Arthropoda; Insecta; Diptera; Ceratopogonidae. Gene Ontology annotation, cellular component: nucleus. Gene Ontology annotation, biological process: regulation of transcription by RNA polymerase II; embryonic morphogenesis. The record is from RefSeq and is a predicted model, not a curated record. The transcript has a single exon. Gene Ontology annotation, molecular function: DNA-binding transcription factor activity, RNA polymerase II-specific; RNA polymerase II transcription regulatory region sequence-specific DNA binding. The coding region runs from base 1 to 522 and encodes 173 amino acids.